Penicillium hordei is the source of this 210-nucleotide messenger RNA. RefSeq lists its product as uncharacterized. The transcript is spliced from 2 exons. NCBI's taxonomy places the organism in Eukaryota, Fungi, Ascomycota, Eurotiomycetes, Eurotiales, Aspergillaceae. The coding region runs from base 1 to 210 and encodes 69 amino acids. The record is from RefSeq and is a predicted model, not a curated record.
AUGGGCAAGGAGAAGCUUCUCCACGCAGCUGGCAAUCGUUAUGAUAAUGCCGUUGGGGACGGCCUGCGUUCUAUCCUUGUUUCUGCGUUUGCUUAUGCGAUUAUCGCCGGUUUCUGCGUUCUCAUGAUUUCCUGGCCACGUCUCUGCUCUAUUACCUUGGCCCAUCGUUCUCUGUGUCUUCCCCCUCCCCUUCACCUUUCUAUUUUCUAG